Messenger RNA from Limanda limanda (common dab), 2108 nucleotides. It is a transcript of the gene zbtb26, whose product is annotated as zinc finger and BTB domain containing 26. Gene Ontology annotation, molecular function: protein binding; DNA-binding transcription factor activity, RNA polymerase II-specific; RNA polymerase II cis-regulatory region sequence-specific DNA binding. The coding region runs from base 101 to 1420 and encodes 439 amino acids. The record is from RefSeq and is a predicted model, not a curated record. Gene Ontology annotation, cellular component: nucleus. The transcript is spliced from 2 exons. Lineage: Eukaryota; Metazoa; Chordata; Actinopteri; Pleuronectiformes; Pleuronectidae. Gene Ontology annotation, biological process: regulation of transcription by RNA polymerase II.
UGUUUGAACUGGGCCUUUAAAUGUGUUUUACAUCCGGAGCAGCUGCUUCUUCUCCUCAGACAGACACAGGUGUGCUGCUGCUCCAGGCUUCCAGUUCACGAUGGCCCAGAACCAGGUGAUCCUGCAGUUCCGAUUUGCCACAUUUGGGGACUCCAUGCUACAGAAGAUGAACCUUCUACGACACCAGAGACGCUUCUGUGACGUCACCGUGCGCAUCAACCAGCUGGAGGUCCCUGGUCAUAAGGUGGUGUUUGCUGCCGGCUCUUCUUUCUUGAGAGACCAGUUUAUCCUUCAGCAGGACUCCAGGGAGGUCCAGAUCUCCAUGAUCCAGGAGGCGGAGGUGGGACAGCAGCUGUUGCUAUCCUGCUACACAGGCCAGCUGGAGUUUCCAGAACUGGAGCUGGUGCAUUACCUGACAGUGGCCAGCUUCCUUCAAAUGGGUCACAUUGUGGAGCAGUGCACUCAGGCCCUCAGCAAGUUCAUCAGACCUCAGUCAGCACGCCACCUGGAGGGGGAUGUGAAUAUGAUGAGCGAGAAGAAUGAUGAAAGUUUAUCUUCUCAGGGCCAGAGAGAGCUGGGGCGCUCUCAGGUGCGGAUUGUGCGUCAGCAGAAGGAGGUGGUAGAGCAGGUUGAGGAUGAAAACAAUGGUGAUGACGAUGUUGAUGACGACGGUGACGAUGGUGAUGAUGAUGAUUUGAUUAUAGAGCCCAAGUCUCCUCCCCAGAUAUUAAGCAGACACCCAAGGCAGGCUAUGAUGGAGAAUGACAUCACUAUAAUAAAGGUAGAGUCUGUGUCUGAUGUAGCAGAGAACUCCAUCACUGGUCACUUCCCCACCAGCCCGCCUGCUGCCCUCAAGUCACCUGAGCCCCAGCAUUCGCUCAUUAACUCCACUGUGGACAGUCGCAGCAGUGAGAUGGCGGGUCCACCUGGAAUCGCCGAAUACCCGCUCACCCCCCCUCCUCAGUCCCCUCCUACAGAGAAACACAGCGCACACCAGAGGAACUACGACAAGCCUCUGCAGUGGUACCACCAGUGCCCAAAGUGCUCCCGGGUCUUCCGCCAGCUGGAGAACUACGCCAACCACCUCAAGAUGCACAAGCUCUUCAUGUGCCUCCUGUGCGGAAAGACUUUCACACAAAAAGGCAACCUGCAUCGACACAUGCGUGUCCACGCCGGCAUCAAGCCCUUCCAGUGUAAAAUCUGCGGCAAGACCUUCACCCAAAAGUGUUCAUUGUUGGAUCACCUUAACCUGCACAGUGGGGACAAGCCGCACCGCUGCAACUACUGCGACAUGGUGUUUGCUCACAAGCCUGUUCUUCGCAAGCACCUCAAACAGAUCCAUGGGAAGAACAGCUUCGAUAACGCAAACGAGGGCAGCCUACAUGACGGGGGGAUUGACUUUGAAUUUGGCCAAAUAUGAAACUGUCGACUGUUUUUUUUGGGAGAUUUGUUGGAUGCCAUCAGUCUGAAUCAGAUUUUCCUUCAGAUGGGACAUUACUUAAGUGAGUAAAUUUAACAGAUCCAAAACAGACACCGCUUAGUCGAGCUAAGGACUGCAUUAAAAGUUUCCUGAAGUGUCAGCCCCUGAAGUAAUGACUUCACUUGGAGAACAUUGACAUGAAAUAUGGAACUAUUCCUAGUCUACAUUUAACUGUAGCUUCAUUUACUGUGGACACUUUUUUUAUAGAAUACAUUGUAGAUGCCUUCAUAUCAUACUUGAAUAUUCAGCACUGAACCACAAAACGUAAUGACUGUGCAUCAUUAGUUUUAUUGAUGAAUUAACAUGUCUUUGUCUUAAUGAAAGAAAAACAUUGCAGACAAUUAUCCAUUUGUAUAUUUGUGUAUACAUUCUUCUGUAGGCUUUCUGUAUCGAUAUGACAACAGAUGAGACUUCAUACGUAUAGAAAACUUGAAAGAGGGUGGGUUUAGAUAUAUUUUAUUGAAGGCAAGCUACACCAGUGACAACUGAGAUGCCAAAGUGUCUAUGUGAACGGAAAUUUCUUUUAUAAAGACUUAAUAUCUGUGGUACUAUUGGACCAAAGUGACAUUGUAUCUGUCCCGUGUUCAUAAAGUCAGUGUGUGUGAUGACAUUAAAAACAGAAUCUGGA